Messenger RNA from Meleagris gallopavo (turkey), 221 nucleotides. It is a transcript of the gene BBIP1, whose product is annotated as BBSome interacting protein 1. Gene Ontology annotation, cellular component: BBSome. The record is from RefSeq and is a predicted model, not a curated record. Gene Ontology annotation, biological process: receptor localization to non-motile cilium; cilium assembly. NCBI's taxonomy places the organism in Eukaryota, Metazoa, Chordata, Aves, Galliformes, Phasianidae.
GCAUGACGGGAUUUGUGGCUUUCCGGGCAGCCCGGCGCAUGUGCGGGCGGGCGGAAGCCGCCAUGCCGGAGGGUAAGGGCGCGUUCCGGGAGGUGCUGCCCAAACAAGGGCAGCUGUCGGUGGAGGACACGGCCGGCAUGGUGCUGUGCAAGCCGAAGGUGCUGCCCCUCAAAUCGGUGUCGCUGGAGAGGCUGGAGCAGCUGCAGCGCGCGGCCAUGGAG